Molecule: messenger RNA, 494 nt
Organism: Neoarius graeffei (lesser salmon catfish)
Lineage: Eukaryota; Metazoa; Chordata; Actinopteri; Siluriformes; Ariidae
Product: protein BTG1-like
Exons: 2
Coding region: 15-359 (114 amino acids)
Biological process (GO): negative regulation of cell population proliferation; negative regulation of mitotic cell cycle
Cellular component (GO): nucleus; cytoplasm
Source: RefSeq, a predicted model, not a curated record
GAAAAUAUUUCAGCAUGAAAGUCGAGGUGACCACAGCGGUGACCUUCAUCACCGGAUUACUGAGAGGAAGAGGACCUCUGUCCGAAAAACAGCUCCAACACUUCAGCCGUUCUCUGGAAGAGGCGUUAGGAGAGCAUUAUGAGCACCACUGGUUCCCUGACGCACCGUUCAGAGGUUCGGGAUAUCGAUGCCUCAGAAUCAAUCGCAGGAUGGAGCCGCUAGUAGGGAAGGCUGCUUACACCAGUGGUCUCAGCAUGGAGCAGGUUCGCGCCCUCUUACCGUGUGAGCUGACAGUGUGGGUCGACCCCUACGAAGUGUCCUACCGGAUCGGGGAGAACGGGUCCAUAGGUGUGCUGUAGGAGUCCACACCACUGCCGCUGGAGACUCAUCUCAACUCUGUGAUGACCGUCUCCAGCUAAUCUCUCAGCACAUCUGGCCCACAUCUGUUUGACAUUUUAAACGAUGAUUUUAAUGACUGGUCUCGCUGCACGUAU